Drosophila arizonae is the source of this 2136-nucleotide messenger RNA. RefSeq lists its product as uncharacterized. Gene Ontology annotation, biological process: triglyceride biosynthetic process. Gene Ontology annotation, molecular function: diacylglycerol O-acyltransferase activity. Gene Ontology annotation, cellular component: plasma membrane. The record is from RefSeq and is a predicted model, not a curated record. Lineage: Eukaryota; Metazoa; Arthropoda; Insecta; Diptera; Drosophilidae.
UUUAUAGUAUAAUAGCUGCAGAAAUACAAAAUGGAAAGUAUUUGGCAGGAGUGCCAGUCAUUCCUAAAGACUCUACUCUGUUUCAUUGUGGCCCUUAUGUUGCUGCCACUGCUGCUGCUUUCGUUUGUGUGUGCGCAUUUCACCAAUGAGCUUGUGAAUUACCUGCUUAGCAUCAAGUAUCCUAAUUUGACCAUCUGCAAGUCCAAGAAGAUACGCACCUUGAUUGAUACGCCCAAGAAUGCGGGCAUCUUUCACUUCCUUCUCCAGGUGGAGGGAGUCUGUGACUACGAGAGAAUUAAGCGCGCCUACGCAUUGCAGCUGACUGAGCUGAAGGAUAAGAUGGGCAUGAUCAAGUUUCCGAAACUCAGGCAGAAAUUGGUCACCUGCUGGGGCCACUAUGCCUGGGUCAACGACAGCAGUGGCUUCAACAUCAACAAUCACGUGCUGCUCAGCACGCACAGAUACCGCGGACGUCCGGUCAACGAGUCGAACAUUCAGGAUUAUGUCAGCGAGCUGGCCGCGAAGUAUAUACCCUCGGACUUGCCCCAGUGGCAGGUGACCGUCAUACCUAAUGCGGAUCAGGAGCAGCCCUAUUAUAUACUGAUCAAAGUGCAUCACUUGAUCAUUGCCGAGGAGGACGACCUGCACGUGAGCGAGAUGCUGCUGCUGCAGGACAACGAACGUAAAUCGUUUGUUGGCCUCCAGGACGGUCUGACCCGGACGACGAAUACCAAGCAGCUCUCGCACUUUGUGCGUCAGCCGGAGCACAUUAGCAAGCUGCUGAAUCAUGUGCAGCAUCUGAUUAGCUGCCGCUGGCAGCAGUUCAUCUAUGAGUUCGAGUCGCUGGACACGCCUGAUGGCGUUAAGGCCCAUCCGGAUGCACGUAAUAUCAGUCAGCUGCUCUCACUGCUGCUCAUCGUGCUGGUCAAUGUGGCCUUGGGCUAUUGGCGCACCCGGGCAAUGCGUCGCAAAUGGCAGCGACGCGCGACGGGUUUUCGAGCUGACUUGGGUGUAGUGCAGACGCUUUAUGUGCUACUUCAGCAUGAGCUGGAGCAGCGCAAUCUUAGCUGGGCCGUGGCUCGCUCGGCUCUGCUGUACAGUUUGCAACCGGUUCACAUAGUGAAGACCUGGACACGUUUUCUCUGGCAGCAGUUGCUGCAUCAUUUUAUCCUACUGCCCUAUCACAUGUACUGUGAGCUGUUGGCACUGCGCGACGUGCUGCUCCGUGGCCAGACACCGUAUACCCGUACCUAUUGCGCUCGCCUGUAUUUGUAUGUGCCACUGUUGCUGUAUGCCCAACUGGAGCUCUGCAAGAUCUGUUAUGAGCUGUUCAAGGCUCCCAGGAAUAUCUAUGAUGUUCUUUUCGUGCAGCCCACCAAGGAGUUAAACAUCCUACAUAAGAAAUCUUACGCAGGGCGCAAAAUUGUUUCCUUCAGCCGAUCGAUAGAUGGCGCUUUGCUGCGCGAACGUCAUCAGCAUUUGUUUGGCCAGGAGCUGCGUGAGUCUGACUUUAGCUUAGCCUGCUUAGCAGGCGCUGUUUACGACUACUUCAACACCUUCUCAGACAGAGUGGCUGUGCCUAAGCUUCUGAACACAACAUGUCGCACUAUAUCCAAGGGUUAUUUCACCGAUCGCUGUGCGGAUAAAUCGGAGCACAUUGGAGGAGUGGUCUUCCUGCAACUGCCAUUGGGUCCACCGGAUGCCCUCAAAGCUCAUCAGCUGCACGAAAUUGUGGAGCGCAUUCGCAAGCAGCAGAUAAUGUUAUACUUGGCUUCCAUUGGGCAGACCAAGUACAGUCUACUUACGGCGUUGUUGCCCCAUGUCCUAACCAAGAUCUUCAUUAACUUCUUCUCGUAUAACUUUCCCGUUACCAUCACGGAGAUCUAUGGUACAGCAGACACCCAGUUCCAGGCAGCAUGGGGGCAGCGUGUGCAGGAUGUCUUACUGUUUCGACCACCCCAAUCGAAGACUUGUUUAUCGUUGAAUCUGCAUCGAUUCGGCGACAAGUACAGGUUGGCAAUUAUGGCUGACACGCAUUUGGCUCCGGAUCACACGCUACUCACACGAUCCUUUGAACGUUACAUGGAAACGGUGACAUUAUAAUAGUCUAUUAUUAUCCCAAUAAAAUAUAUUUAA